AUGUCACAGAAUUCUCAGUCAGAACCUUUUACACCGGAAGGCUCCGAACACGGGCAAAACGAUGCCUCAGCCACCUCCAACGUCAAUGAUGGGCCGAGCGACUCCCCGAAAGAAGAGGACCUUCAAAAUGCUCGCAUAUUAGCUCACGCAAGAUCUGUCGCAACACCACCUGCCACCCCUAUGACGGAUGUAAUCGAGAUGGAUAUCACGUCUGUCGACGUCCGCGAGCACUCGCCACGGGUAUAUCUGGCAAGACACGAGAUCCGGCCACCUUCCCUGACGGAGCAAGAGAUUGCAGACGUCAUUCGACGGCUGGAAGUGGACCUGACAAGUGCUCUCGGAAAGAUCAGGGCCAAGAGUCACCGCAAGCCGUGGGCCGAAAGCAUGCUCAUGAUCGAAAUGCGAAUGUCAGGGAUUCUGAAGCCCGGCUCGACCAAAGUGCGACUAAGGCCUUGCAUAUGGCUCGUUUGCGGCAGCAAAUGGUGCCGCAAGAUUGUAGAGAACGAUGUCAAGCAUCUGGUCUGGCUGAGCCCUUACGACGUUCACUUUGUACAUAAGGGCGGCCCGCUGCUGUCAGCUGAUGAAGAAGAACUCCCGACUGAAAACUUUGCUCAUCCUACAUUGGAAGCAUGCACUACCCCUAUCGGAGGAUCGAGGAAUUUUGUUUCAAACCAUUCCAUCGAUGACGAAUGCACCCGAAAUGUCGAGGGGCAGGCUGGUUUGACAAAACGGUCAUAUGACGGUACAAAUUAUGUCGAAUCUUGGGCUAUGGCGAAUGGCUACCAUUAUAACGUUGAAUCCAUUACCGGAGAGAAUGUGCCUCAAUAUUCAUCGAGUUGUACGACGGCGACCUCUGGGCCUUGGAGUUCGUCAUCGAGUUCUGCACCAUCGAGUUCUGCGCCAUCAAGUUCUGCUCGAUCGAGAUCUAAGCCAUCAAUAUCCAAAUUAUCGAGAUAUGCGCCAUGGAGUUCUACACUGUCGAAUUCUAAGUGGGAGCUGCCUUGCGAAUUCAGAAGCCUAAGCGGUUGCCGUGGCAUCUUUCACGUCGACGAAGAACAAGCUUGGAUGGAUCAUAUCGAAGAGCAUUUGCAGAGCAAAUUUCCUUCAAAGCUUCGCUGUUGGUUUUGUUCCGAGCACCAAUUUGAUGCGCAGGAGACCUCUGGCGGAGAUGUUCGAUCCAAUUUCAUGAUACGGAUGCGGCACAUUCGGGACCACUUUAUUCAUGAUGGCUUCAUGGGCGAGAACAUACAAAUGGAUGGGUACUUGUUGAAUCACCUCCGAGAUCAACGACUCAUUGAUAAACGAACCUAUGAGAAAAUCACAAAGCUUCAGAUGAUACCGGCGAUACCGAGUUCCCUAGACCACCGCGAGGGGAUCAUAACCGUGUCUUCUAGCCGCAAUCGGCGCCGCAGCCAUCCGGAAAGCCACCUCACCCACAAUACGAGACAGAAUGGUCUCGCCUCGAAGACGGGCCAUUUAGAGGAGCGUAUGAAACCAAGCCCAGGCGAAAGUGACCCACUGCUGAUCAUAAAUGCAACUCAGAAGCUAACCCGUAAAAAGUCGGAGCGCACUGAUCAUGAUAGUUCACAAUUGAACAGGGUCCAUGACCGCAAGAGCGGCAUUAGGCUUUCGGAAGAUACUGAAUUGUACCUCCACGUGCGCUCGAGACGGACAACGUCGCUUAUAGGUCUGAGCUGCGUUUCAUCGAUAUGGAGCGGUCGAAUCGAAGCCAGUCGGAGUUCCUCAAAAAUGGGUGGCGCUAUCGCCAUCACGCGUGAGAAGGAGACAAAACUCUACGGAGUGACCUCAGGGCACGGUCUGAUUCGUCAGGUCAUAGAAAGGGCACCACAGAACCUAGAUGGUUACGGACCCCUGGUCUCUUGGUUGUCUGACAGCUCAGAUUCUGAGUCAGAAGACGAGGAAGAGAGCGCAAAUGUUCACGCCAAGGCUGAAGAUAUCCUAGAUGCCGGAGUCCAGAGUGUUGUUGCAUUAGAUCUAAGCGAUGUAACAAUUUGGACGAGUAUCAAUCAUGACCUGUCGGCAGGAUUCGUUGGCAUCAAUUUCCCUCCGGCAUCACAGAAACAAGUGCACCAGGUGGAAUCGCACGUUCACGAUGUUUUGUCUGGUGACCUGGCACUGUUUCCCAUUCUUUCAACACAUCGCCAAAGUUUAUCGAAUUACUACAUCGAACAAGACACCAUGAUGGCAAAGGACGUGGUCAGUACCAAUGAGGAGGAAAUCGAAUACAUGCUUCCCGUAGUGGUCCUACUCGGUCCCGAACAAGCAGUCAACGGCACGCUGCUACCUGGCAAGUUCCACUUCAGUAUGCGUGGGGCGGCUAUUGAAACCAGCAGAGUCCGGCUUGAGAGAGACCUAGCCAAGGGCUCCUCCGGGUCGUGGGUUGUCCACGACCAGAAGCUUUACGGCAUGAUCAUUGCGGUGUUCCCAGGGGAUUGCUUGGCACUUAUGAUUCCGGCAAAGAAGAUGCUGUGUGAUAUUCAAGCCAUGUUCCCGGACGCGACAGGCAUUUCUGUCGACACAAGAAUCUAA
Messenger RNA from Diaporthe amygdali, 2550 nucleotides. RefSeq lists its product as uncharacterized. The record is from RefSeq and is a predicted model, not a curated record. The coding region runs from base 1 to 2550 and encodes 849 amino acids. NCBI's taxonomy places the organism in Eukaryota, Fungi, Ascomycota, Sordariomycetes, Diaporthales, Diaporthaceae. The transcript has 2 exons.